UCCAGACCUCCCAAAGCCACCGCGGUUUAGCAGCCUCACACUAGCCUCGGUCGGGGUGGAGGAGCAAAAGAGGCUUUUUCCCGCGCUAGACGCCCAGCUACAGCGCGCACCUGGGGUGCCCGCCAGGUUUGGGAGGAGGGGUCGGCACCAAGAGGUCCCCAACUUUGGCUGGAACCUUGCUCUGCACAGGCCUGCUGCUGUAUCCCAUGUGAAAAGCAGGAAAGAAAAUGAAGAUUUUUCAGUGCAAGAUGCAGUACUCUCUGUUUCAAGCUUUUUUGGCAGUUGCUUAUUUUUACACCAGUGUCCAGGGUCAAGUGGCUCCACCCACACGGUUAAGAUAUAAUGUAUUAUCUCAUGAUAGUAUACAGAUUUCAUGGAAGGCGCCAAGAGGGAAAUUUGGUGGAUACAAACUUCUUGUGACUCCAGCAUCAGGUGGAAAAACCAAUCAACUGAAUCUCCAGAACACUGCAACUAAAGCAAUUAUUCAAGGUCUUCUGCCAGACCAGAAUUACACAGUUCAACUUAUUGCAUACAGUAAAGACAAAGAAAGCAAGCCAGCCCAAGGUCAAUUCAGAAUUAAAGAUUUAGAAAAAAGAAAGGAGCCAAAACCCAGAGUCAAGGUUGUGGACAAAGGAAAUGGGAGUAAACCAUCUUCACCAGAAGAAGUGAAAUUUUUCUGUGAAACUCCAGCGAUCGCUGAUAUUGUAAUCCUGGUUGAUGGUUCCUGGAGUAUUGGAAGAUUCAACUUCAGACUGGUUCGGCUUUUCUUGGAAAACCUGGUUACAGCGUUCGACGUGGGCUCAGAGAAGACACGAAUUGGUCUUGCACAGUAUAGCGGAGACCCCAGAAUAGAAUGGCACUUGAAUGCCUUUAACACAAAAGAUGAGGUGAUCGAUGCUGUCCGAAAUCUACCAUACAAGGGAGGAAAUACACUAACAGGUCUUGCUUUGAACUACAUUUUUGAAAAUAGCUUUAAACCAGAAGCAGGAGCAAGGUCUGGAGUGUCCAAAAUUGGCAUUUUAAUCACAGAUGGCAAGUCCCAAGAUGAUAUUAUUCCACCAUCCAGAAACCUUCGUGAGUCUGGUGUGGAACUGUUUGCCAUAGGGGUGAAAAACGCCGAUGAGAAUGAACUGCAGGAGAUCGCCUCCGAACCGGACAGCACUCAUGUGUACAAUGUCGCCGAGUUUGACCUGAUGCACACAGUUGUGGAGAGCCUGACUAGGACCGUCUGCUCCAGGGUGGAGGAACAGGACAAGGAGAUCAAAGCCUCAGCCCUUGCCACCAUUGGGCCGCCUACAGAGUUGAUUACCUCUGAAGUCACUGCCAGAAGCUUUAUGGUGAACUGGACUCAUGCCCCAGGAAAAGUGGAAAAGUACAGAAUUGUGUAUUAUCCUGCCAGGGGUGGAAAACCAGAAGAGGCGGUGGUGGAUGGAAGUGUAUCGUCCACAGUGUUGAAGAACUUGAUGUCUUUAACUGAAUAUCAGAUAGCCGUCUUCGCAAUAUAUGCCCACACUGCUAGUGAAGGCCUACGGGGAACUGAAACUACGCUUGCUUUACCUAUAGCUUCUGACCUUGAGCUGUAUGAUGUGACUGAGAACAGUCUGAGGGCAAAAUGGAAUCCGGUGGCUGGAGCCUCAGGGUACCUGAUCCUCUACGCUCCUCUCACGGAGGGCCUGGCUGGGGAUGAAAAAGAGAUGAGAAUUGGAGACACCCACACAGACAUUGAAUUGAGGGGGCUGUUACCCAAUACGGAAUACACAGUUACGGUUUAUGCUAUGUUUGGAGAAGAGGCCAGCGAUCCUGUUACAGGACAAGAAACAACACUGCCCUUAAGUCCACCCAGAAACCUGAGAAUCUCCAAUGUUGGCUCUAACAGUGCUCGGUUAGCCUGGGACCCAUCUUCAGAAAAGAUCAGUGGUUAUCGAAUUGUAUAUAACAAUGCAGACGGGACUGAAAUCAAUGAGGUUGAAGUUGAUCCUGUUACUACAUUCCCUCUGAAAGGCUUGACGCCCCUCACGGAGUAUACUGUUGCCAUCUUCUCCAUCUAUGAUGAAGGGCAGUCAGAACCUCUGACAGGAAUUUUCACCACAGAGGAAGUUCCAGCCCAGCAAUACUUGGAAAUUGAUGAGGUGACGACAGAUAGUUUUAGAGUGACCUGGCAUCCCCUCUCUGCUGAUGAAGGGCAACACAAGUUGAUGUGGAUUCCAGUCUAUGGUGGGAGGGCCGAAGAGAUUGUCCUCUUAGAAGACCAAGACUCUUAUGUUGUUGAAGGCCUGGAGCCUGGCACUGAGUAUGAAGUUUCACUGCUGGCUGUACUGGACGAUGGAAGUGAGAGUGAGGUGGUGACUGCUGUUGGGACCACACUUGACAGUUUUUGGACGGAACCAGCCACGACUAUAGCACCUACCAGACCUGUGACUUCAGUUUUCCGGACAGGAAUCAGAAACCUGGUUGUAGAUGAUGAAACCACUUCUAGCCUGCAUGUAAAAUGGGACAUUUCAGACAGCAGCGUGCAGCAGUUCAGGGUCACCUACCUGACUGCUCAAGGGGACCCUGCGGAAGAAGUGGUGGGAACGGUUAUGGUGCCUGGAAGCCAGAACAAUCUCCUUCUGAAGGCUCUGCUUUCCAAUACGGAAUACAAAGUCACAGUGACUCCCAUCUACGAUGACGGAGAAGGUGUGAGUGUCUCCGCCCCUGGAAAAACCUUGCCACCCUCUGGGCCCCAAAACUUACGGGUCUCAGAAGAAUGGUAUAACAGGUUGCGCAUUUCAUGGGAUCCCCCGUCUUCCCCUGUAAAGGGCUAUAGAAUUGUCUACAAACCCGUGAGUGUUGCUGGCCCAACACUGGAAACUUUCGUGGGAGCUAACAUUAACACCAUUCUUAUCACCAACCUCCUCAGUGGAAUGGACUACAAUGUGAAAAUAUUUGCCUCCCAGGCCUCAGGCUUCAGCGAUGCUCUGACGGGCGUGGUGAAAACAUUGUUUUUGGGUGUGACCAAUCUCCAAGCAGACCAGAUUCAAAUGACCAGCUUGUGUGCUCGGUGGCAGGUGCAGCGUCAUGCCACUGCCUACAGGGUCGUUAUAGAGUCCGUCCAGGAUACAAAAAAGCAAGAAACCAUUGUGGGUGGAGGGACAACCAGGCAUUGCUUCUACGGACUUCAGCCUGAUUCAGAAUAUAAAAUCAGUGUUUAUACAAAGCUCCAGGAGAUCGAGGGACCUAGUGUGAGCAUAAUGGAAAAAACACAAUCCCCUCCUACUCAACCACCUACUUUUCCUCCUACCGUUCCACCAGCAAAAGAAGUAUGUAAAGCUGCCAAGGCAGACCUGGUGUUUAUGGUGGAUGGAUCCUGGAGCAUUGGAGAUGAAAAUUUCAAUAAGAUCAUUAACUUUCUGUAUAGCACUGUUGGAGCCCUGAACAAGAUUGGUGCAGAUGGAACUCAGGUUGCAAUCGUUCAGUUCACCGAUGACCCCAGAACAGAAUUUAAACUGGAUGCUUACAAAAACAAAGAGACUCUUCUUGAUGCAAUUAAACAUAUUUCAUACAAAGGAGGGAAUACAAAAACAGGAAAAGCAAUUAAGCAUGUCCGAGAUACCUUGUUCACUGAAGAGUCAGGUACCAGAAGGGGCAUCCCAAAGGUCAUCGUGGUUAUAACUGAUGGAAGAUCACAAGAUGAUGUGAACAAAAUCUCCAAGGAGAUGCAGUCUGAUGGCUACAGCAUUUUUGCUGUUGGUGUGGCUGAUGCAGAUUACUCGGAGUUGGUUAGCAUUGGCAGCAAGCCCAGCGCCCGCCAUGUCUUCUUUGUUGAUGACUUUGACGCCUUUAAGAAAAUUGAAGAUGAGUUGAUUACUUUUGUCUGUGAAACUGCAUCAGCAACCUGCCCACUGGUGCACAAAGAUGGCACUGAUAUUGCAGGAUUUAAGAUGAUGGAAUUGUUUGGUUUGGUUGAAAAGGAUUUUUCAUCGGUGCAAGGAGUUUCCAUGGAGCCUGGUACCUUUAAUGUUUAUCCCUGUUACCGCCUUCAUACAGAUGCCCUGGUUUCCCAGCCAACCAAGUAUUUGCAUCCAGAAGGAUUACCCUCUGACUACACCAUCAGUUUUCUAUUCCGGAUUCUUCCUGACACUCCGGAGGAGCCAUUUGCCAUUUGGGAGAUUUUAAAUAAAAAUUCUGACCCAUUGGUUGGAGUCAUUUUAGAUAAUGGUGGGAAAACCCUAACAUAUUUCAACUAUGACUACAGUGGGGAUUUUCAGACUGCUACUUUUGAAGGACCUGAAGUUAGGAAAAUUUUCUAUGGAAGCUUUCAUAAGCUGCACAUUAUUGUCAACAAGACUUUGGCUAAAGUGGUUAUUGACUGCAAGCAAGUGGGUGAGAAGGCAAUAAAUGCGUCAGCUAAUAUCACGUCGGAUGGUGUGGAAGUCCUAGGGAGAAUGGUUAGAUCAAGAGGACCAAAUGGAAACUCUGCACCAUUCCAGCUACAGAUGUUUGAUAUCGUUUGUUCCACAUCAUGGGCCAAUGAAGACAAAUGCUGUGAACUGCCAGCCCUGAGGGACGAGGAGACCUGCCCAGAGCUUCCACAUUCCUGCUCUUGUUCUGAAAUCAGUAAAGGGCCUCUGGGACCAGCAGGCCCACCAGGUGGUCCAGGACUCCGAGGACCAAAGGGUCAACGAGGUGAACAGGGCCCAAAGGGACCAGAUGGCCCUCGAGGUGAAACAGGCCCUCCAGGACCUCAGGGUCCCCCUGGACCCCAAGGACCAAGUGGUCUUUCCAUUCAAGGAAUGCCUGGAAUGCCGGGUGAAAAAGGAGAGAAAGGAGAGACCGGCCUUCCUGGCCCACAGGGUAUCCCGGGGGCUGUUGGUUCACCAGGACGUGAUGGCUCUCCAGGCCAGCGGGGCUUUCCUGGAAAGGAUGGCUCUUCUGGCCCUCCAGGACCGCCAGGGCCAAUUGGCAUUCCUGGAGCCCCCGGAGUCCCAGGGAUCACAGGAAGCAUGGGACCCCAAGGUGCCCUGGGACCACCUGGUGUCCCUGGAGCAAAGGGAGAGCGAGGAGAACGAGGUGACCUUCAGUCUCAAGCUAUGGUGAGAGCAGUGGCACGUCAGGUGUGCGAACAGCUCAUCCAAAGUCACAUGGCCAGUUUCACAGCCAUCCUCAACCAGAUUCCCAGCCACUCUUCAUCUAUCCGGACCAUCCAAGGGCCUCCUGGGGAGCCUGGGAGACCAGGCUCACCUGGGACCCCUGGUGAACAGGGACCACCAGGGACCCCAGGCUUCCCAGGAAGUGCAGGGGUGCCAGGGACCCCAGGAGAACGAGGUCUAACUGGUGUCAAGGGAGAAAAAGGAAAUCCAGGCAUUGGAACCCAAGGUCCAAGAGGCCCCCCUGGGCCAGCAGGACCUUCAGGGGAGAGUCGGCCAGGAAGCCCUGGGCCCCCUGGCUCUCCUGGACCAAGGGGCCCUCCAGGUCACCUGGGAGUACCUGGACCACAAGGUCCUUCCGGCCAGCCUGGAUACUGCGACCCCUCUUCAUGUUCUGCCUACGGGGUGGGAGCUCCUCAUCCCGAUCAGCCGGAAUUCACCCCUGUCCAAGACGAGCUGGAAGCCUUGGAACUAUGGGGCUCUGGGAUCUGACAGCCUCAGGAGAAAUUUGAAGAUCUACCGCAAAAACUCUUAGGGAAACUUAUUCAAGAAGAAUGUCAUUAUGUGGUUUGUAUGCUACCUUUGGGGGGUCUGUUUCCUCGACCUAAAUCUCCUCCUUGGAUAUUCUUAACAUUGCCGUUAUUAUUAACAAAAAAUUAUAUUUUUUAAAAAUCCCCUUAAUCUAUGACCCCAUAGCAUUGAUUUCUCUCUGUUAUUUUAAUGGCAUGCCAGAUUAUUUGUUUUUCCGGAGAAGAGUGCUCAAAGAGAAAUUGGCAAAAAAUUUGAACUCUGGAAUCUUUUCUGUGUUAAAUGAUCUCAAGACCCAAAAUAUAACGAGACAGGUAUGAUUGUAUUCGAGGGACCUGAGGUCCUAGCAGAGCAGGAAUUUAAAAAGAUUCAAAGAUUAUGCCAUUUAUCCCUAUCCCCUAUAGCAUUGCUGAAGAGAAAAAGGGACAUUAUUGGAGAAACUACCUCUUGUUUAAUUGAUCUGUUCAACUCUGAGAUCCCUUCUUAACUACUUUGACCAGAAUCCAAGAAUAUGUGUUAGAAUAUAACUUUUCUGAAUUUGGUGACUUUAAAAAUGGAUUUAGUUUUUCAGUGGUUUUCAACAUGUUAAAAAAUGACUUUUCACCGGUUCUGAUGCAAAGAGAUCCAAUCUCGAUGAAUGAUUUAUCUAGCAGUAUUCCAAGGCUCGCCCUCCUUGUCUACAUGGAUCACUUUGUACGUGCAGAUAAGUUUUUACAAACCUAUUUCCAUUCUCUUUUGUGAGCAAAUAAAAGUUUAAAACAAGAUACGUGGAUUCUUUUUAGCACAUUUCUAAACAUCACCUUAAACUUUUGUAGUCUUAGCUGAGUUUUAACCAGAAAAACAACAAUUGCCUUCCUUUAGACAGGCAUUCAAGCUUUCAUUCAUUCAGGAGCUCAUUCAUUCAUUCAUUCUGAGCGUAGUAGGAAGCCUAAGAGAAGAAGCAGUUGAGGUGGGCCUAAAAGGCUGGUAGAAUUUUAUCAUUCACUUAUCACCCCCCAGACAGCAAUGGCAGAGAAAAUACAAGACUGGUGCUAAAUAACUGUUUGCCAGUGGUUGACUGAGGAGCCCAUCUAUCUUCUGGUAUCAAGAAAAGCCUGUAAAACUCUAGAAGGUAGAGAGGAAAUGAAGUAGAAUCUAAUAGACACUAAUCUCUAAACUAUAAUUUGUCUUUUGCUCCCAAAGGAAAAAUCUAGAUAUUUGGGAAAGAUUUGGGUUCUGUUAUUUUGCUUGUUGAAAAUAGGAAUGAAAGAGAACCAUAAACUUAAUGUAUGCUCCUUUUCCUGUAGCAUCUCCCUCAUAACAGCUGGUUUUAAGUAGAGAUGGGGUCAUUUGUAACCAGAAGUUGGAUUCUCCCUCGAUCAGGAAGGUCUUCUGACCUUCUUUGGUUCCCCUCACCACGCAGAUCUGGUUUAAGACCUUUCCAGCCAAAGGAUUCAAACAAUAGGCUCUACUUGUGUGCGUUCGGGGAUCCAGGCAAAGAGUUUUUUGGUGCCUUUGUGGGAAUGAAAGAAGACAGUGAGCAGAUAACCCACAGCUGUUCCCUAUUAGUUACGGCGUAUGAUUCCACGUGUAGAAAGCAGGACAGAUGAGGAAAGCUUGCAACAAGGUUAGUCAGGAUGGCUGACCCAGAAUCACCGGAGAAAACUCCUCUUAAGUGACCGGGGUAUGUCAUUAGUUACUUCAUACCUUUAUGUCUCAGAUUUCUUAGUCUUCUAACAAGUGAGUAGAGAGAAGGAUAUUCUGUAUGUUUUAGUGUUUGGCCCUUGGAAAUGCAUAAUCUAAUACCGUGUCACUCAGAAGACUCUCGAAGUUUGUUAUAAUUGGUGAAGUAGAAACCACUGUGGGUCCUAAUCCAUUCACAUCAUUCUUGAGUUGUGCAAAUACUCUUGGCUUUGGUUUUACUUGGUGAUCUAAAUUUGUUUAUUAAGCUACAGGAAGGUUUCAUUAAGUUCAGAAUGUGUCAUCACUUGGGCCCAGUACAUCAGACUUUUAUUGAGUGAAAUGUUCAAAAUAAAAGGUGUAACAGAUUCAGGACUUUUGCGUUUAUGAUACAUUGCCUGGUAAUAAAAGCUGAUUUUGAAUUGCA
This is a messenger RNA of Equus caballus (horse), 7740 nucleotides long. It is a transcript of the gene COL14A1, whose product is annotated as collagen type XIV alpha 1 chain. Gene Ontology annotation, cellular component: interstitial matrix. Gene Ontology annotation, molecular function: protein binding. The record is from RefSeq and is a predicted model, not a curated record. Lineage: Eukaryota; Metazoa; Chordata; Mammalia; Perissodactyla; Equidae.